Spinacia oleracea (spinach) is the source of this 3029-nucleotide messenger RNA. RefSeq names its product mitochondrial intermediate peptidase, mitochondrial. Gene Ontology annotation, molecular function: metalloendopeptidase activity. Gene Ontology annotation, biological process: proteolysis; peptide metabolic process. Lineage: Eukaryota; Viridiplantae; Streptophyta; Magnoliopsida; Caryophyllales; Amaranthaceae. The coding region runs from base 166 to 2247 and encodes 693 amino acids. The transcript has 17 exons. The record is from RefSeq and is a predicted model, not a curated record.
CGCAACUCUAAUGUCUCUUUCCUGAGCAUUCCGUGUUUUUCAGCCAUUACCCCGCCUAACAAAACUUGGUCGGCGGUUGUAACCGUAACCGAUUUCACUAAUCCACUCCCCAAGUCCCCAGUUCCCCCUCUGCAAUUCAUCUUCUUCCUCCAGAGCAGUCCUCUAAUGGCGGCGAUCUCUCACUGCAGAAAAAUCUUUCGAUUCAACCGCAUCCACUUCUUCCAAACAUCAGCAGCUGCUGCCGACGCUAAAGAAACCGGUCUCUACGGUUUUCCUCAUCUCAAAACCCCCAAUGGUUUCCAACGUUUCGUCGAUGACGCUAUCGAAAGGGCAGGAGAGCUCGUUAAUCACAUUUCUACUAUGCCUUCUUCCGCUGAAAUUAUUCGUGCUAUGGAUGAAAUUUCCGAUACUGUUUGUUCAGUGGUGGAUUCAGCUGAGUUAUGUAGACACACUCACCCUAAUAGGGAAUUUGUGGAGCAAGCUAAUGUUGCAUCCAUGAGAAUGGAUGAAUAUCUACAUUUUUUGAAUACAAAUCACAAUCUGUAUAAUGCUGUGAUGAAAGCUGAGCUAGAAGGCAACGUCGUCAACAAAGAAACCCAAAGGGCAGCUCAUUAUCUACGGGUUGAUUUUGAGAAGGGAGGCAUCCAUCUCUGUGAUGACAAACUAGAACGAGUUAAUCAGCUCAAUAUGGAUAUUGCACAACUAUGCCGCAAGUUCAAUGCAAACAUUGCGGAUGACCCUGGUUAUGUAGACAUACAUCCUGCAAUUCGUAUUCCAAAACGUAUGCGCCAUAUCGGUAUGCCUAUAUGUUGUCCUGCUGGAUCAUCAACAAAGGGAUGUCGAUUGGCUACAGAUCCCGUAUCUCUAAUUUCUAUUCUACAGUUGGUGUCAGAUGCAGAGGUGCGAAAACUUGCAUAUAUUCAAGGGAACUCUGUACCUCAUGCAAAUCUCGAUGUACUUGACAAACUAAUAGCUGCUCGUCAUGAACUGGCACAGAUAAUGGGUUACAAGUCUUAUGCUGAAUUUUCAGCAAGCCCAAACAUGGCAUCAUCAGUAGAUGUCGUAAUGUCCUUUCUUCAUGAGUUGAGUAGUAUGGUCAAGCCCAAAGCUGAUGAGGAAUUUGUAAAACUAAGGGAUUACAAGCGAAGACAGAUGGGACAAAUAUUUACGGACCUGGAGCCUUGGGAUGAGACAUACUACUCUGCUAUGUUAAAGGGUUCCAACUUUGACUUGGAUUCUUCAGUAAUUGCUUCCUACUUUCCUCUGCCACAAUGUAUUGAAGGCUUAAAAUUGCUGGUGGAGUCAUUGUUUGGUGCAACGUUUCGUAAUAUCCCUCUUGCUCCAGGUGAAUCAUGGCACCCAGAUGUUCUUAAAAUGUCACUUCACCAUCCUGAAGAGGGUGAUUUGGGAUACCUGUACCUCGACUUGUAUUCAAGAAAGGACAAAUAUCCUGGCUGUGCUCACUUUGCCAUUAAAGGGGGUCGGCGCAUUUCAGAAGCAGAAUACCAACUUCCAGUUGUCGCUCUUGUCUGCAAUUUUUCCAAUAAUCCAUCAACGGUGAGGCUUAACCAUGGAGAAGUAGAAACACUAUUCCAUGAAUUUGGACAUGCUCUGCAUUCACUCUUGUCAAGAACGGAAUACCAACAUUUUUCGGGAACCAGAGUCGCACUGGAUUUGGCUGAAACUCCUUCAAAUCUUUUUGAGUACUAUGCUUGGGAUUACCGAGUUCUGAAGACAUUUGCUAAACACUAUUUAACUGGGGAAACCAUACCUAAAAAAUUGGUGGAUUCAAUGCGAGGUGCCAAAAAGAUGUUUGCUGCUACUGAAUUGCAGAGGCAGAUCUUUUAUGCGAUGAUUGAUCAAAAGCUUUUUGGGGAACAAGAUUCUCCUCCGAGAGAUACCAUUUCAAUUGUAUCAGAUUUGAAAAGACAAUACACAAGUUAUAAGCAAGUUGAAGGAACACACUGGCACACCCGUUUUAGUCACUUGCUGAACUAUGGUGGAGGAUACUACAGCUAUUUGUAUGCUAAGUGUCUUGCUGCAGCCAUAUGGAAAAACGUGUGCGAAGAAGAUCCCCUCUCACUAAAAACCGGGACCGCCCUUCGAACGAAGUUUUUGCAACAUGGGGGUGCCGUAGAGCCAGUUGAGUUACUGAUUGAUUUAGCUGGGGAAGGCAGUAUAAGAUACUCAAAUGGAGGUGUGAUCCCUGACAUAAAAGCACUCUCUGAAGAGAUGAAUAUACCCUAAUAUACUCUGAAAUUCUGAAUUGUGAGAAUCUCCAUAUCUUUGAUAGACUUGUAGAAUAGAGGAGAGAGAUUAUAUGGUACUGUUGUUUGGGAAUUGUUUGGUGGAAGAUCCCCAAUUGGUGGAAGAUGCAGGAUGAUCAUUCUUUGUAAAGGUGGUGGGAAAAGAACCGACAUUGGCUAGUUCAGGGAACAAAGCUUAGGGCGUAUACAGCCAUGACUCGUGAGGCUAUAGUGGUGUAUUCUGUGAACCAAAUUAUUUGCUAAUGUAUAGCCAUAAGGCUAUAUUAGUGUAUUCUGCGAACCAAAUUAUUGCUAAUGUACAUCCAUGAGGCUAUAUUAGUGUAUUCUGUGAACCAAAUUAGCCAUGAUGAGGCUAUAGUGGUGUAUUCUGUGAACCAGAUUAUGCUAAUGUACAGCCAUGAGGCUAUAUUAGUGUAAUUCUGUGAAUCAAAUUAGUGCUAAUGUACAGCCAUGAGGCUAUAUUAGUGUAUGCUGUGAACCAAAUUAGUGCUAAUGUACAACUAUGAGGCUAUAGUGUUGUAUUUACCAGGCAAGUUCAGUCACCUGCAUAGAAGAUGUGUCAAGGAUCUCCGGAAGGCGUUGCUAAAGCGAUUAUGGAGUAUAAACUGUGUUAAGACUGCAAUUUCUUUUUCAAUUACUGUCUAUAUACAGGAUUCUAAUAUGAAUACACAAAUUGUAUUGUUUUUUUUGUUUUUUGGUAGAAAUAUUGUAUUGUUUUGUCAGUUGGGAUGUCAAGAAAAAUUACAUGCAUGAUUUGAGACA